This is a messenger RNA of Anthonomus grandis grandis, 1847 nucleotides long. RefSeq lists its product as uncharacterized. The transcript is spliced from 2 exons. Bases 931 to 1608 code for a protein of 225 amino acids. Gene Ontology annotation, molecular function: DNA binding. NCBI's taxonomy places the organism in Eukaryota, Metazoa, Arthropoda, Insecta, Coleoptera, Curculionidae. The record is from RefSeq and is a predicted model, not a curated record. Gene Ontology annotation, biological process: DNA recombination; DNA integration.
UAAUAAUUUUGUCAAAUUUAGGCAAGUUGGCUUUGAAAUAAAUAACAUCAAGUAAAACUGCUAAUUUACAAUAAAUGAGCAAAAACAUCGCCAUCUCGUUCAAUAAAUUUCUGAGCACACUUAAGCACACGUCUUGUAGCUUUUAAGAUUGAUAUUCGAUCUAUUGAUCCAAUUAUUUGCCUAAUAUGUGUUUGAAGUUCAUCAACGGUUCUGUAUUUUUUUAUACACUUAAUUUUUUAUGUAACCCCAAAAAUAAAAAUCUAGAGGGGUUAGGUCUGGUGACCUAGGUGGCCAUCGAAUCGGGCCACGUGUUGCAAUCCAUUUAUCGUCAAACAGUCUAUUAAGUAAUAAUCUUACAUCAUUUAGUUGAUGGGGAGGUGCUCCAUCCUGUUGAAAAUAGAUUUGUUGCCGUCUCUCCAAGUUAACAUUAUCCAAAUAAUUUUCCAGCGCUCCAGAUAAUAUGAGAUCAACAUAGGUCCUAUUAAUUGGCUUCCUAUUAAGCCGCACCAAACGUUUAUACUAAAUUGAUUUUGAGGAUUUCUGGGAUCAGUAAGGAAUAGUAUAUUGUAUACCUAGUAGGAAAAGCUUAACAUUCCCGGGCGAUCGUAAAAAUUGCCAGUCGAGGCGCAAGCUGAGACUGGCAAUACGGAAACCGGGAAUGUGGCUUUUCCUACGAGGUCUACAUACUAUUUUUCCGAAAAUCGGGAAUCAUUAAAAUUACGGUAAAUUAUUACUAAUCAUGUUAAAAAUUUUAAAUCAACAUUAUUAUUUUUCCCUUAAAUAAAAGAAGCCAUGAAACAUUGUUUUGUAACUACGGAAACGAAGUACAUAAUUUUAAAUUGUCAAACUUGACGAGUGAAAAGUUUAUUUGUGGCGUCUUUCCAAAGUGUUGAUUUUUAAACGUUUUAAAAAGCCAAAGUAACGUGUAAAAUGAUGAGUGAUAAUGACUGUUCCAUUUCUGAAACCCUCCCAGAACUUACGGAGGCAAUGAAUGCUGCAUCAUUGGAAUUGUUACCAAUAAAAUCUAGAAAUAAGUAUAACUAUGCAUACAACCGCUUCAUGGACUACCGUACGAAUAAAAAUGUAACUUCUUUCUCGGAAAAUGUUGUAAUGGCAUACUUCUUGGAACUUGGUUCCAAGAUGAAUUCUUCAACUUUAUGGGCCAAUUAUUCAAUGCUGAAGGCAACCCUUGCAAUUAGAGAUGAUGUGGAUAUAUCUGAAUAUUCAAAACUUCGGGCAUUCCUGAAACAACAAGCACAUGCCUAUAAGCCAAAAAAAUCCAAGAUUUUAACUAAAGAAGAAAUAAACAAAUUUAUUCAGGAAGCUCCAGACAAGGAAUAUUUAAUGAUUAAGGUAGCUGUAAUAUUUGGAAUUUCCGGAGCUUGCAGAAUGGACGAGCUGGUUAAAAUGACUGUACAAGAUAUACAAGACCUACUAUCUAAACUUUUAGUUACCAUACCGGAUUCAAAAACCAAUACAUCAAGAUCAUUUAUAGUAAUAGUUAUUGUCAUACAAAUAAAAUUAUUAGUUUGGAAAAUAUUCAACAAAAUAAUGCUAUUAGUUCCCAAGUUCUUCCAGUUUUCAAUACUUGUACUAAUUGUCAAAUAACAGUAAAUAUAAUAAAUAAUAAGUAAUAAUUUUAAAAUAUAAUGUUAACCUUGUUUGUGCUGAAAGUUUUAAAAAUAAAAUUGUUUAGGAAAAAGCCUGUUCGCAUUUAUGUUCUAAAGUUUACUGUAUGGAAAUAACAUUUCCUUACAGUACACUGUGUCCCAUUUUGGAUGAGACUGCAGGGUAUCUCUGUCAUUUUUUAAGAUAGAGCUUUGCGGUUUUCGCGACCCUGUAUCACU